AAAAGCGCGCGAAGUUGGCGAAAAAAAGCGGCAGCGUUCGGUCAGGUUCGGUUGGUUCGGUUAGUCCGGUACGUGUUUAGCGUGUUUAGCGAGGAGGAUUCAUUUUUUGGAGUUAAUUAUGGCAUUGUCAAAAGCCACUCAAGGUCAUGACCGUUACGACCCCAAGCAUUUCAGCGAUUAUUUACCUCUGUAUUACAGCAAGCUAUUUCCUUCAAGCAUCUUUUACAAGUGGCUGACCUAUGGAGGUGUGGACAAGACGAUGGGUCAAAACCGUGAGAUAUCGUUCACGCUCGAAGACGACGUCUACCUGCGUUUCCAAUCAUUCUCCGAGCAAAAAGACUUGGAAAAAGCGCUCAGAGACAAGAAUCCCCACAAGAUCGACAUAGGGGCCAUCUACAAUCACAAUCCUAAGCUCCACCAUCAUGAGUCAACGUUUGCUCCCCGAGAAAAGGAACUGGUGUUUGACAUCGAUAUGACAGACUACGACGAAGUGCGAACAUGCUGCCAGGGCGCCGACAUCUGCAACAACUGCUGGCUUUUUAUGACUUUGGCCAUGCAAAUAUUGGACCGAACUUUGAGAGAGGACUUUGGAUUUGAACACAUUCUAUGGGUUUAUUCUGGUCGCCGUGGGGUGCACUGUUGGGUCUGUGACGCGAAAGCGCGCAAGCUGCACUCGUCUGCUCGUUCAGCCAUUGCCAACUAUGUCAGCGUCAUCAAGGGGGGUGCCCACAACAGCAAGAAGGUAUCAAUAUUUAAAACCAUCCAUCCAAGCAUAAAGGCAUCCCUGAAGAUCCUCAAGAAAUCCUUUUCUACUCUGACACUUGAAAACCAAAGGAUACUCGAAGACGACAAGUUCUGGCAUGGUGUGAUCAACAAUUGCCCCGAUGAAUCUAGUAAAGAAGAAAUAAGGAAGUGUGUCUUGUCACCUACAUCAUCCGAACAGCGUUGGACAGAGUUUGUGGAUGCAGUAGAGAGGCUAAAGCGCAAGAGCCUGAAGUGCCAGUUUCUCGUUGAGGAAGUGAUGCUAGAGCUCUGCUACCCUCGGCUGGACAUUGCAGUUACAAAAGGCGUCCAGCACCUUCUGAAGGCACCAUUCUGUGUGCAUCCAAAAACUGGACGAGUGUGUGUACCCAUUGAUGUGACCAAUGUUCAUGCUUUUGACCCUACAAAGGUGCCCACUGUUUGUGACCUGUUUAAUGAGAUUGAUGCCUAUGACGCAAAUCAGAAAGAGUCUGAAAACACAAGCCCGGUCAUGAAAGACUACAAGAAAACAAGUCUAGCACCAAGCAUCAGCCUUUUCCAGCACUUCGUGAGUGAACUCAGCGCGGAGUGGAAAGGAAAACUUAUCGAAAUCAGCGACAAAUCUCAACACUUCUAAGCUCCAUUGAAUCAUCUCUGGAAUUUUUAAGGAUAGAAAAAAUAGCUUCUUUUUGGAGUAAUGACCACUCGUUUCAUUAUGGCUUUUGUAGGUUCUUAUGUGAAUUUUCAGUCCAGUCAUUUAGCUAGGGCAGCCAUUCAACAAAAUCAACCCCAAAAAGUGGUUUAACCUAAUGUCCCCCCCCCCCCCCCCCCCCUUUUUUUCUUCCUCAAUCUUACCAAUAUAAUUGUAUCAUAUGUACUGUUCUUUUGCUGGACGAUUUGGUUAAGAUUGAAGUGUAUGAAUUGUGCCGUGCUUAUUUAUCCUUUUCUCAUGAGUUUUUAAAAUACUUCAUAACUAUAAGUCUCCUCUUUAUUUACCUUUUCUUUAAUGUAAGUACAUUGUUUUUACGUGCUGCUAAUCUUUUAUUUCAACUCACUGGUAACUCAUUUUAAGGUCCUCUAAAAUGUCAUAUCUCAAAGAAGCAAAUCUGAAAGUAUCUGAGGGAUUAUAUCUCAAUUUUAUGGGAUACAUUAAUUCUUUUCAUUCUGUAAAAGAAAAACAAUUCUAAGAAUGUAUUUCAUAAAACUAGGCAUGCACUAUUUUGUUACCAGAGAUUUGACCUCUUCACAUUGUUAGAUAUAAAUAAUAAAACAAUGAACAAAAUGUAUUGCAAUUA
This is a messenger RNA of Ixodes scapularis (black-legged tick), 2036 nucleotides long. RefSeq names its product DNA primase small subunit (gene DNApol-alpha50). Bases 119 to 1378 code for a protein of 419 amino acids. The transcript is spliced from 10 exons. The record is from RefSeq and is a predicted model, not a curated record. Gene Ontology annotation, biological process: DNA replication, synthesis of primer. Lineage: Eukaryota; Metazoa; Arthropoda; Arachnida; Ixodida; Ixodidae. Gene Ontology annotation, cellular component: alpha DNA polymerase:primase complex.